AUGCACUCUGUUUUAAGAGCCGCGAGCAACGCCGGCGGGCUUCUCGUGGCAUCGAUCAUCCUGCCGCUAUGCUACCAGCCAGUCGGCGCUCACCCUGCUGAGGCCAACAUUAGAGCUCCCGUCGUCCCGAGGGCUGAGUCCACAGCAGCUCGUGAGCGUACCAGCAUAAACAGCGCGUGGAGGUUCCAACGAUUCGAGGACAAUCCCGACGGGCUGUCGUACAAUGGCACGCUCAGGCCAUGGAUCCUCCCGCAAGCGAACGACUUCAUCAUCGAUGGCAGCCAGUAUCCUUCUCCAUCAAAUAGCACUGCUCCAGGUGCGGAUGUUGUCUACGUGCAAUCCUCCUUCGACGAUUCCUCGUGGGAGCAGCUCAACCUGCCCCACGACUGGGCUGUAAAAGGUCCUUUCCUCGCCGAGGGAAUCAGUGGUGGUAUGGGUCGUCUUCCAUCGAACGGGGUCGGCUGGUACCGCCGCAACUUGACCUUCACCGACGCCGACCUCGACAGCUCCAAGUCCAUCUUCUUGGACAUUGACGGCGCGCAAUCACACGCGGCCGUGUGGCUCAAUGGGGAGUUAGUUGGUGGCUGGCCUUAUGGGUAUGCUUCGUUCCGGGUCGACCUGACGGCUCACGUGAAGGCCGGAGAGGACAACCUUUUGGCUGUGCGCCUGGAGAACGCAAAGGAGUCGUCUCGAUGGUACCCUGGCGCAGGUAUUUACCGCAACGUGUGGAUCGUAAAGACCUCCAAGGUGCACGUCGCGCAGUCCGGCACCAAGAUCAGAACCCCGACUAUCUCGGCCGACUCUGCGACAGUUGACUUGAUUGUUGAGGUCGAGAACAAACUGGAUGAAGCCCAGACUGUUGACGUCACGACUGAAGUGCAUCUUCUUGGAAGCGACGAAGUUGUGGCUACCUUCUCUAAGACGUCGGUGGACGUAGAUGGUCAAGGAAAAGCAUCUGUCAACGGUUCUGUUACUAUCGCAAGCCCUCAGCUCUGGGGUGUGCUUCCGUCCGGCACACCAAACCAGUACAUUGCAGUCACGACUGUGUCAUCGGGAGACUCAGUUCUCGAUACAUACGAGUCCAAGUUUGGCAUUCGCUCUGUAGAGUACACCUCAGAGGGUCUCUACGUCAACGGCGACCGAGUUUAUGUCCAGGGAACAAAUAACCACCACGAUCUAGGCAGUCUCGGCGCUGCAUUCAACUACCGCGCUGCUCAACGCCAGCUCGAGUAUCUGCGCGAGCUGGGCUCCAACGCCCUCCGCAUGUCGCACAACCCUCCUGCGCCCGAGCUUCUCGACCUGGCUGACGAGUUCGGCUUUUUGGUCAUCAAUGAGGCCUUCGAUGUCUGGAACCAAGCAAAGGUGGACAAUGAUUAUCACCUCCUAUUCCCGGAGUGGCACGAGGCAGAUCUCCGCUCCUUCGUCCGACGGGACUUCAACCACCCCUCCGUCAUCGUCUGGAGCAUCGGUAACGAGAUUCCAGAGCAAUCCACCGCUGCAGGUGGUGCCACAGGUCAGAUCCUAAAAGAUAUCGUCGACUCCGAAGACGGCACGCGUCCCAUCACCUCAGCACUCAACAACGCCCAGCCCGGCUCAGCCCUAGCCAACGUACUCGACGUAGAAAGUCUCAACUAUCAAGGCGAGGGACGCGGUGCCAGCUACAACGGCAGCUUCCCGCGCUUCCACGCGACCUACCCUGACAAGCUCCUCUGGACAAGCGAGAGCGCGUCAUCGCUCAGCUCGCGCGAGACGUACAUCUUCCCCGUGGUCGGCAACCAGUCAGCCGAGGUGUUCGACGGGUCGGGCGGCAACAGCACAGCGCAGUACGUCUCUGCGUACGAGCUGUACGGACCCUACUGGGGCUCGUCGGCCGAUAAGGUGUUUGCGCAGCAGGACCGGUACCAGCCGUUCGCGGGCGGCGAGUUCGUUUGGACCGGCUGGGACUACAUCGGCGAGCCGACGCCGUACGACGGAGACGAGUACACGGCGCGCAGCUCCUACUUUGGCAUUAUUGACCUCGCUGGAUUCAAGAAGGAUCGCUGGUGGCUGUACCAGGCCCGGUGGGCGCCUGAGGUCCGCAGCGCGCAUAUCCUCCCACACUGGAGCUGGGAUGGCCAGCGCGAGGGCAAGGUCACUCCCGUGCAUGUCUUCUCGUCUGCUGAUGAGGCGGAGUUGUUCGUGAACGGGAAGUCGGCUGGCAGGGUGACCAGGGGCGAGAGUGAGUACCGCUUCCGGUGGGACAACGUUACUUACUCCCCUGGCAGCUUGAGGGCUGUGACCUACAAGGGCGGAGAGGUCUGGGCCGAGGAGGAAGUCAGGACCGUGGGCGCGGCAGCAUCCCUGAAUGUCACUGCUGAUCGCACAGCUAUCGUGGGCGAUGGGUACGACUUGUCGUAUGUCUCUAUCGCGGUGGUUGACGAGAACGGCGACAGGGUGCCAUACGCCGCCAACGAGGUCACUUUCUCUGUAGAAGGUCCAGGUGAGAUUGUGGCUACUGAUAACGGAGACCCAACGGACUUGACUGUCUUCCCAAGUCUAGUACGCAAGGCGUUCAAUGGGUAUGCCUUGGCUAUCGUGAAGGGAACUGGAAAUGGAGACAUCACGGUCAAGGCGAGCGCGGAUGGUCUUGCUGGUACCGAGGUCACUGUGACGGCCUCCUGA
Molecule: messenger RNA, 2661 nt
Organism: Diaporthe amygdali
Lineage: Eukaryota; Fungi; Ascomycota; Sordariomycetes; Diaporthales; Diaporthaceae
Product: glycoside hydrolase family 2 protein
Exons: 1
Coding region: 1-2661 (886 amino acids)
Biological process (GO): carbohydrate metabolic process
Molecular function (GO): hydrolase activity, hydrolyzing O-glycosyl compounds
Source: RefSeq, a predicted model, not a curated record